Moneuplotes crassus is the source of this 2842-nucleotide messenger RNA. The record is from the annotation of a GenBank genome assembly. NCBI's taxonomy places the organism in Eukaryota, Ciliophora, Spirotrichea, Euplotida, Euplotidae.
UAUUAAUGGAGCAAAAAGGCAAUAACCACCUGCCCAAUAUAAUCCAGGGCGCUUAUGGAAGAGCUGCCAAAAGAGUAAUAGAAAAAGAGAAAGAAACAUUAAUAACACAAGCUGCGAAUCCCAGCCUUGACCCUCAAAGAAAAAGGGCGAAACGCCUGCUUUGGGAUAACCUCAAUCGACAAAAGAGAAUUGAGCAAAAAGAUGCUGAACGCAGAAUUAAGCUGUUAGACGAAGAAAACAACAAGCUGCUUCAGCUUAAAUAAGGAAAAAGAGGUGUUUUAUAAUAAAUAUCUCAAGAAAGAACAAUUUUCAGACCUUCCUGAGCGCAAACCCGAGAUGAACGAUACUAUUAGCACUAUAUCUCAGGAAGAAAUAGAUACAAAGUUUCGGAAUUACCAAAAGAAAGAAGUACGUAGUAGCCUCACCCUCGAAUCUGAGGAUAAUCAAAAGCCAAAAAGAGUCAUAACAAGAGAGACCAGAAUUCCAGUCCCAAGCUUCGCCAAGAACAACCAUCGAUUACGCAAGAAGUGGAAUAGACCUCAAGAGCAACAGGAGCAUAAAAUCAAAAUAGAUGCUCUUAACCUAGAAAUGUCUGAAACGUUUAAACAAGGCAAGCUUAAAGAGGCCUUAAAACAGAAAGAAGAAGAUGUAGUCAUCCCAAAGGGCAAACUCCUCGACUCUCUUGACCUUAACACUGGUCUAAGAGUUAUCGAGAAGAAAAAGGAAACUUUAAAGAUGCCAGCUAUCUCAAAACGGAAGCCUAUGAACUAUAUUCCUCCUAAAAAAGUAGCCAACAAUGAGCUCCGAGACAGCCUUGAAGAGAUAGAUUUCUCAGAGAAGCCCAAGGAGGAACCACCAAAACUAAAGAAAGAGCCCAGCUACGAUUCUGACUUUGAACGGGAUGAAAAUGAUAACACUGAUUGGCUCAGACAAAGCAUGAGGGAAAGUAUGGCAAAAUGGAGUAAAGAAGUCUCCCUAAUGAACAAAGAAAUUCAAGAUCUUGGUGAACGCAUCAACCUUAACAAGAAAGGAAAUCUUCAACAUAAAGAGAAAAAGCCCAAGAAGAAAAUAGAAUUUAAUGAUGAAGUAGAAGUUGCUAAGGUAGACUUCUGAGAAUCACCAAAAAUGAUCAAGAGAGGAAAGAGAGUACUAAAUAAGUCAAAGAGUCCGAUUAAUAAUAACAGAGUGACCAAACCAGUCCAGAAGAAGUCUCAAUCCCGAUCUAGGUCGAAAAAUAGAGAUUUUAAGCCAUUCGAGCCAAAGCAGAUUCCUCUUGAUGAAUACUACAAACUUCUUGAAGAAAGAACUAAAGAGAAUGAACCAACUGAGACUCCUGAAAUAGCUAAGAACACUAAAUAUAACUGGGAGCAAGUAAAGGAGAAAUUUCAAGAGGAAAAGGAAGAUUUUUGGAAUGAAAAUCAACCGAAUAAGCACAAAGAGUCUCUUAAGAACAACUUCAUGGACCAGAAUGAAGAUAGCCUGUUCUCAAAAUUUAAAGAACAUAAGAAGAAAGAUCCUAAAUUUGAGAAAUUAAAGGCUAAAGAACAGAAAAUCUCAAGGCAGCAAGAACUUCAAAGAGCUCGAGAGGCUAAAAAGAAGCUUAAAGUCGGUGAAGCAACAGAUAUUCAGGAAGAACGCAAACAAGCAAAGCUUAAGAAAGCCAAAAUGGAUGAAAUCAAGAAGAAAUAUACUAACAUUAGUAGAUCUAGAAGCCGUCACCGGUCAAAAUCUAAUGGUCCUAAGUCAUGCAUCACAAAGCUUGGUCAGAAUCGAUCGGAAAUCCAGGUCAAGCCUAAAAUCCCAACUGGCCAGAGGCAAAGAAAAAUCAAGGAUACUCAAACUGAAAUAACUCGGGGAAGGCUCCGUCCUAACAAAUUCCGUAAAAUAUCCCCAGAUGACACUACGAAGUGCACUAGAGAUGAUGAUAUAAACGUUGGACAGUUCCUCUGGGAUGAUCUAGCAUAUCUGAACCAAGAAGAGGCUAAACUACAGCAACAAAUCUUAGAUGAUCAUAAAAAUACCAUCAUGCAAGUAAAAGCUGUAGAGAAAAAACACAAUAUUGAUACUGGAAUCACUAGUACUAGACAGAUAGUGAAACAGCUAAACUCCUUAGACCCUUACGAGACCAUGAAGAAGUUUCAAUACAAGAAAGAGGAUGAAGAACAGAUAGAAGAAAGCCUAGAAAACCUCAACAUUCUUCUCGCCCAAAAAGGAAAAGAUCAAAAAGAAAAGAAGAAAGUGUAUAAAAAGAUGGCUGAUAAGAUGAACAUUCGGCUAGAUUCCACUUCUCCUGUCCGUUCUGUCCCAGUGGCCUCUCAGCAUCACCAAAAUCCUGCUAAUCCCUUCUCAUACGCUCCUGAGCCAUACCAGCCCACUGAAAUUCCCAGUUUCAAACCUCGUAGUGUUCUUCCUUCGACCACAGGGAUUUCCCAAGUGACUGAUCCCAAGUCUGCGAUCACUGCUCUUCCUUCUAAGGGGGCAGGCAAGCCCUUGCUGGGCGCUGCUCCACAGGCUAAAAUCGGGUCGUACCUGAAUGCACACAAUUUAGCAGCGAUUGACCAGACCAAGAAGGAGGCAGAGCUUGAAGAGACUUAUAGCUCAGAUGGAUUCGAGGACUAUAAUGAAGUUUGUGAGGAGAUUGGCAAAGAGAAGAAGCAAGGAGGCAAGUUUAGGAAACAUGCACGGGGUAUCCCAUCUAAAGGACCCAAGCAGACCUCUGGGACUGCUCAAGUUCAAGAAGGGCUGUGCGAAGACUAUGAAGAGGAUUUCGAAGAACCAGAAGUCAAAGAACGAGUCUUUGUGAACCCGAAAUUUAAGAUUAUGGAUUAAUAUUUGAAACACA